This is a messenger RNA of Rhododendron vialii, 1853 nucleotides long. Its product is annotated as phosphoglucan phosphatase DSP4, amyloplastic. The transcript has 12 exons. Gene Ontology annotation, biological process: starch catabolic process; protein dephosphorylation. The coding region runs from base 123 to 977 and encodes 284 amino acids. The record is from RefSeq and is a predicted model, not a curated record. Gene Ontology annotation, molecular function: protein tyrosine/serine/threonine phosphatase activity; carbohydrate phosphatase activity; starch binding. Gene Ontology annotation, cellular component: chloroplast. Lineage: Eukaryota; Viridiplantae; Streptophyta; Magnoliopsida; Ericales; Ericaceae.
GAAAAAUAUCCACCCCCAAGAUUGCUCUCCCGUCUACUCAUCAGAUUUGUUGCAUCGACUCUCUCUCUCUAUCUCUCUCUCUCUAUCUCCUCUUGCAGAUUUGUUACUUCCGUUUGGUGCAGAUGAAUUGUCUUCACUCACUCUCCAGAUCCUCUGCUUUGCCCAUUCAAACCUUCAAAUUCAAUGCGAGCAAGCCUCCAUGUAGUGUCAGUACAGUGGGAAUGAUGAAUUCGGUUGAUCGUCCCCGUGUUAUUAUCGUUAAGGCAGUUUCUGGUUCGACAUCCAGCACCAAGAUGAGCAACGCUAAUGCUAAUGUCAAGGAGGAAAUAUCUGAAACAUAUAGCAACACUAUGACUGAAGCUAUGGGUGCUGUGUUGACCUAUAGACAUGAACUAGGAAUGAACUACAACUUCAUCCGUCCUGACUUGAUUGUGGGCUCAUGCCUACAGACUCCUGAGGAUGUUGACAAGCUUCGUAGCGUGGGAGUGAAAACUAUAUUUUGCUUGCAACAAGAUCCAGAUCUUGAAUACUUUGGGGUUGAUAUCACUGCCAUUCGUGCAUAUGUCAGCACACACGAUGACAUUGAACACUUACGUGCUGAAAUAAGGGACUUUGAUUCAUUUGAUUUGCGGAUGCGGCUUCCAGCUGUGGUGAGCAAACUACACAAGGCCAUUAACCGGAAUGGAGGUGUAACUUAUAUACAUUGUACAGCUGGAUUAGGGAGAGCUCCUGCAACUGCAUUGGCAUACAUGUUUUGGAUUCAAGGCUACAAGCUAAGCGAGGCCAACAAUUUGCUAUUGAGCAAGCGCUCAUGCUUCCCAAAACUGGAUGCUAUAAAAAGUGCCGCUGCUGAUAUUCUUACAGGCCUCAAAAAGAAGCUUGUCACUUUGACUUGGGAAUGCAGCACUUGUUCAAAUGUGGAAGUCUCGGGACUUGAUAUUGGGUGGGGUCAGGCAGUAAAGCCGCUGGGGGUUUAAGAAACAAUUGUAGAACUUCGAAAUUGGUUGGGUCUGCCAUCCAGGCUGUCAUCAUCACCAUCAUACUUGUGUUCUUUUUCUUUCUAACCUUUGCUGCUCUCUUAUUGCUGAUGCCUUGGUACAUGAGCUUUAGAUGGUUUCAUUUGUAACUAAGCAGGAAUUUCCUCUUGCAAGAUUCUUUGCUAACAGAGGUCGUCAGGGUGGCAAAUAUAGGUUUUCUACCCCACUCAUCAUAUCAUCACAUUAAUUAAUGACUGCAAUGUUACAUUGGAUGUUCCAGGCUUGGGUUCGUGGAUUGGUAAUGGAGUCAUGGUUAACAGAAUUAGGACUUUCUGUUUCUUUUUAUUUUGUGAUAAUUGGCCUUUUGUGUUGACUCUUAUAGUUACCUGGAGAACAUUUUGCCUUGGACUCUUUAAGUGUUGAAGAGUUUCUUUCCUAAUAGCUUAAGCUUUUAGGAUAAUUCUCUCGAUUUGUGUUUGUUCGUUUUCCCUUGCAUUCUACUUGUCUAUGUUUGGAUUUUUUUUUUUUUUUGUCUCUGCAUGCAAGAUUGGGUUACACAAAAUUGAUUUGCACGUGAGGGACUCGACCGAGGGUGUUGGAGAACUUGAUGCCUGCAAAGGCUGCUAGUAACACAUAUCAAGCUCAACCACUCUGUACCUGACGAAUUCUGAUUCGAAGUUAAAGUUUUGGUCUCAAGUUUUACACACAUAUGGGGUGAAAAGAUUUAACAUUUUUUGCAUUCCACAUGUGAUAUUUUCAUGAACCUUUCAGACAUUACAUUUCAUGACUCGGAACUCAUCUGACAAUUUUCUCGUGAACUUCUCAGAGGAUACCUAUGAAAUUUGAUAAGGAACGAGGUCUGUGGAUUCUCCAGAG